AUGGCGAGUCCUAAGAAAAAAGGUCUCAUAUCUCAUAUGAAUGAGUAUGAAGUGAUUGAAUCCAAAAAGAUUAAUGAGACGCACAGUGCUUACAAUGUAAAAGCGAGUUCACUAUUACCCGGAACCAAAGCGGACGGUCUGUUUGGUAAAACCCGACAAAUCAUUGGACUCAUUCCUAUAGUCAACAGUGCUUUGGGCACAAAGUGUUGGGACGACAUCGGGUGCUUUUCAGCCAUGAAUUUUUACGAUGCAAAGAUCGGGCACUUUGCCAUACUACCCAUGAGUCCCUCGCAAAUUGCCCCCAAAUUCUACCUGUACACAUCCGAGUCACGCAAUCACUCGAUUAUAUUUCAGUAUAAGUUUAAUCCCAAGAAAUUCAAAGACACCACAUUUAAUCCUAAUCAUCAGACAGUGUUUAUUAUCCACGGGUAUGAAGAUGGUGUCGAACAGUGGAUGAUUGACAUGAAAAACAGUUUGUAUAACACGACACCACCACAGGAUCAGUAUAAUGUUGUUUUGGUUGAUUGGGAAAAGGGUGCAAAACAGUUGGACUAUUUUCUGGCGGCGGCCAACACUCAAGUGGUUGGGGCUAUGAUUGCAUUCUUCGUGAACCGUAUCUGUGAGCUGACGUACGGACGGGAAGUCAUAAAUAAUGAUAACUUCUAUUUGGUUGGACACAGCCUCGACCCCGCGGGACCGGAUUUUCAAGCCAACAGCACUAAUAUAAGACUGGCCUAUACUGACGCCACGGAAGUUGAUAUCAUUCAUACAGAUAUGGCUAAUAUUGUUAUUAAUGGGUUUGGACUCAAUGAAACUAUAGGUGAUGUCGACUUUUACCCUAAUGGAGGGUUUGAACAGCCUGGUUGUCCACAAUCUGAUAUGAUUGCCGAUGUAAUGGCUGGUCAUUUUCAGAUCACCUGCGCUCACAUUAGGUCUCAUGAUUUGGCCACUUAUUUGGGUAAACCCAACAGUUUGUGUCAACCGGUGGGCUAUGAGUGCGAUUCGUAUACAACAUUUGUUGAGGGCCGGUGUGGCAACUGUGAGGCCGAUGCCAAUAACAUAACUAAGUGUCAACUCAUGGGUCUGUAUCCGAUUGCAAUCCAUGUGACUCCCGAUUCGGAAGCCGGUGCAAGUGGACAGGUAGCUAUCAAUAUAGGUGCUGAUCAUGGUUUACAAAAGGAUACAAAUCUGACAUUUAUAAGGACGAUGUCAUUCAUAACUCCGGGAAGAGUCCACACAUUAUUACUGACAUUCAGUGAACCCAUUACUGCAAUAAAGAGUGGUUUCUUCAGUUGGUAUCGAUUCCCGGGCUUACAGUUCAGUAAAGAUAGAGAUAAGGGAACGAAGAUUGGCAUCAAUUUCAUUGAAAUUAAUUAUUUGAGUCAUUCAUAUGAACAAAUACGAAAAGACAUGUCAGCGCUAUUGUGUCCCAUUGAUAACCAUCCCAUAGUACCCGACGGUCCCACUCUAUACUUUAAAUUAUGUGAGAGUACGGAUGGGUUGACCAAAUCGGCUCUUCAGAUGUCUUCAGCAGAAUUAAAGCCAUUUACAAACACUUAUGACAUAACAUCUGUUGAUUAUGACGAUCGGUUCCUAUUGACUGAUAAACUAACCAAGAUCCCAUCAGAAAACCCCAAUCAAACAACAACUGCUAAACCUAAAUCUCGGACUAUUUUUGGUUAA
Oppiella nova is the source of this 1683-nucleotide messenger RNA. Lineage: Eukaryota; Metazoa; Arthropoda; Arachnida; Sarcoptiformes; Oppiidae. The record is from the annotation of a GenBank genome assembly.